Penicillium cinerascens is the source of this 1440-nucleotide messenger RNA. RefSeq lists its product as uncharacterized. The coding region runs from base 1 to 1440 and encodes 479 amino acids. Gene Ontology annotation, molecular function: protein heterodimerization activity; chromatin binding. Lineage: Eukaryota; Fungi; Ascomycota; Eurotiomycetes; Eurotiales; Aspergillaceae. The record is from RefSeq and is a predicted model, not a curated record. Gene Ontology annotation, biological process: replication fork processing; resolution of meiotic recombination intermediates. Gene Ontology annotation, cellular component: Fanconi anaemia nuclear complex; FANCM-MHF complex. The transcript has 4 exons.
AUGUCUACCCCGAGGCCGCGUGACCGCCGGUCACUGCGCAACUCGGGUGUUGGGACGAGUACUCCGUCUGGAGAAACAACAUUGACAGGACUUCAGCGUCUCCCCAGUCACACGCGCUACCCUCUUACGCCGAGUCGACUCGUCACAACUGCGACUCCGUCCGGCCAGCGGUCAGCUUCUCGACUCACACCUCGGGCUAGAGCUUCGAUCGCCCCGUCAACGCCAUAUGGGCUUCGCGCUCGACAGCAGCGAGCUGCAAACACUCCAGGUCGCGACCGUCGCCGAAGUGGUCGCAUGCAGCGUGAGACUACUUUUGAUAUCCUCAAGAACCUCGGGAAAGCACUCGCGCCCGUUUCCAGACCGAUCCAAUCCUCGCCCCAGGAUGAGCCGCAGCCCGAGGAGGCUCCUAUAGAUGAGUUCGAGCAAAUGGAUAACGAGCCAGAGGAGGCGCCACCGCGACUAUCUCUCCCGAUCCAGGGAUCAGAGGAGGGAAGCGACGAACCAACCCCGCCACCGCGGAUGUCUGCUGCCUUUGAUGAUGAUAUCACUUACCGCUCUGUUGAAUACCCGCGCAAAGAGAUGAGCGAGAGAGACCGAGAUAGAUUGUCAAUGUACAGUCGCGCUGGGAGGUUGAGCGAGGACUUCCGCGCUCCAUUAUAUAGUGAAUCUGAUGCAGGCGAAGGAACGCGCAUCCUCGGUGGUGACGACGAGGCCGACGAUACGAUGAUCAGUGGAGGUGACUUUGCCCAAGGUGGAGAAACGGAGGAUCUGGGCCGGUUCCAUUUCGAUCUGGACUUUCCAUCUCCAAAUGCACCUGCGAUUGAUGAUCCCAUGAUUGAAAACCAGGGCGAAGGGGAAGGAUUCGAGUUAACUGCAGGAGAUAUCCAACCGAUCCCUAGGACACCUCCAUCAGAUGAUGAUAAUGAUGUCGGUGGUGGCUUUGGUUUCGGCCUCGACUUAGCCCCGCCAGCAUCCCCGAGCGAGAGCCCGGGAAUUGUUGGAGGCGGCUUGCGAGAUGAGGGUGCAGCCGUGCAGACCAAGCAGAAGAAAAUUUCCAGACAUGGAAUUCCUAUUCCGAACUUGCCCGCAGGAGUGGUCAAGAAGCUGGCCACCCGUUUCGCGCAUACGAAAGGCGGAUCAAAGGCGAAGAUCAACAAAGCCGCAAUGGCUGCAAUCGAACAGGCGUCUUCAUGGUACUUUGAGCAGGUCAGCCAGGAUCUGGCUGCAUACUCCAAGCACGCGGGACGCAAGACUAUUGACGAGAGCGACGUCUCAACGCUCAUGAAAAGGUUGGUUUUGCUGCAUGUCCAUGAUCGAAAUGGUUUGCUGACUACCCCCAGGCAACGUCAUAUCAACAGUUCGACGACGAUGUUCUCCUUGGCUCAGAAGCAUUUGCCCAAGGAGCUUCAGCAGGAUAUGAGACUGGCUAUGCCUCCAUGA